Molecule: messenger RNA, 1975 nt
Organism: Ipomoea triloba (trilobed morning glory)
Lineage: Eukaryota; Viridiplantae; Streptophyta; Magnoliopsida; Solanales; Convolvulaceae
Product: elongator complex protein 3
Exons: 8
Coding region: 100-1791 (563 amino acids)
Biological process (GO): tRNA wobble base 5-methoxycarbonylmethyl-2-thiouridinylation
Cellular component (GO): nucleus; cytoplasm; elongator holoenzyme complex
Molecular function (GO): iron-sulfur cluster binding; acyltransferase activity, transferring groups other than amino-acyl groups
Source: RefSeq, a predicted model, not a curated record
AUUUCCAUACACCCUACCGGGAGGGAUUAAACCAAACAACACCGUUUUCAAUCGAGCGUAUAACUGCAUUAGCCGCCACAUUACUGAUCGGGAUCUUCCAUGGCGACGGCGGCGGUUACUGAGGCGAGGAAGCUCCCUCGUCCGGGGAGGGGCGGCGUGGUGUCUCACGGCAUGACGGAGGAGGAGGCUCGAGUCCGCGCGAUAGCCGAGAUCGUGAACAAUAUGGUGGACCUUUCUCGGAGGGGCAAGGACGUGGACCUCAACGGCCUCAAAUCAGCAGCUUGUCGAAAAUACGGCCUCUCUCGGGCUCCCAAGCUUGUAGAGAUGAUUGCGGCGUUGCCGGAGACGGAGCGCGAGUCGCUACUGCCGAAACUGCGUGCCAAGCCUGUCCGUACUGCCUCCGGUAUUGCUGUAGUGGCCGUCAUGUCGAAGCCCCAUCGGUGCCCUCACAUAGCCACCACUGGGAAUAUUUGUGUUUAUUGCCCCGGCGGGCCGGAUUCGGAUUUCGAAUAUAGUACUCAGUCGUAUACGGGUUACGAGCCGACCAGUAUGCGAGCUAUUCGAGCUAGAUAUAAUCCCUAUGUCCAGGCCAGAAGCAGGAUUGAUCAACUUAAGAGGUUGGGCCACAGUGUUGAUAAGGUAGAAUUCAUCUUAAUGGGAGGCACUUUUAUGUCAUUGCCAGCAGACUACAGAGACUAUUUUAUCAGGAAUCUUCAUGAUGCUUUAUCAGGGCAUACUUCUGCCAAUGUUGAAGAGGCAGUUGCUUACUCGGAGCAUAGUGCUGUAAAAUGUAUUGGAAUGACUAUUGAAACGAGGCCAGAUUACUGCCUCGGGCCUCAUUUACGACAGAUGCUUUCUUAUGGCUGCACACGCUUGGAAAUUGGGGUGCAAAGCACAUACGAGGAUGUUGCUCGUGACACCAAUAGAGGCCACACAGUGGCAGCUGUGGCUGAUUGCUUUUGCCUGGCAAAGGAUGCUGGUUUCAAGGUAGUUUCUCAUAUGAUGCCAGAUCUUCCAAAUGUUGGAGUUGAGAGAGACCUGGAGAGUUUUAAGGAAUUUUUUGAUAGCCCUAUGUUCAGAGCUGAUGGGCUUAAAAUUUAUCCGACACUAGUUAUUCGCGGGACUGGACUCUAUGAACUCUGGAAAACUGGAAGAUAUAGAAACUAUCCCCCUGAGCAGCUGAUUGACAUUGUUGCUCGAAUCCUUGCAAUGGUUCCCCCGUGGACGCGUGUUUAUAGAGUUCAGCGGGAUAUUCCUAUGCCUUUAGUAACUUCAGGAGUCGAGAAGGGAAAUCUUCGUGAAUUGGCCUUAGCUCGUAUGGAUGAUCUUGGCUUGAAGUGUCGAGAUGUUAGAACACGUGAAGCUGGAAUCCAGGACAUUCACCAUAAAAUUAAACCAGAGGAAGUUGAACUUGUUCGUCGUGACUAUACAGCAAAUGAGGGCUGGGAAACUUUUCUCUCAUACGAAGAUACACGUCAGGAUAUUCUCGUAGGUUUACUUCGACUGCGCAAAUGUGGAAAGAACGUAACUUGCCCAGAACUUACAGGAAGAUGUUCUAUUGUAAGGGAGCUUCAUGUAUAUGGGACCGCUGUCCCUGUGCAUGGGCGCGAUGCAGAUAAGCUGCAGCACCAGGGCUAUGGGACCUUGCUUAUGGAGGAGGCGGAGCGGAUAGCUCGUCAGGAGCAUAGAUCGAAAAAGAUAGCUGUUAUCUCGGGUGUAGGAACCCGCCAUUACUAUAGGAAGUUGGGCUAUGAACUAGAAGGCCCUUACAUGGUAAAGUGUCUUGUAUGAGAUUGAUUGAUCAUAUGGAAGUUAUUAGAUUUGUACCUUGUGGUUUCUGGAUGCUUUUAGUUGAUCAUAAGUUGAAUUGUUACUUUGUACAUUGUGAUGCAAGCUCGCUGGUUUUGCAAGAUUGGUAUGUACCCGUCAUUUCUCAUACUAGUUGAGAUGUUAAAAUAGAAAUUAUUUAUAUUAA